CCAUUAUAAAUGCCAAAAUCUUUUUUUUUUAACGUACUGCAAAACUUUUUUUUUUAAUGUACUGUACAUUCCAUACUGUAUUUACCAUGACUAUCACACUUAAUGAAUAUUCACAUAGCAAUUUUGACAACAACAACAAAACACCUGGGUCCAUUGCCCUGCAUAACAACCAGUUCCUGUUAUUAACGAGUGAAUUCCAGGCUGUGGCCCCCACUAACUUAAUUAAUGACCACUUCUUCAUACAAUGAACUGAUAAUAUUUAUAAAUACUCGUACUGUAUAUCACCUCAGAGGCAUCAAUAGAGAGAACUAAAUUUGUUUUCUACAUAUACAUACACACACACACUACAAAAAUAGUUUAUCCCCAAAGAGAGAGAUAGAGAGAAAGUGUAGUCAUGUCUAUGAGAGAGCAGUGAUGUUAUAUUUCAUACUGUAACUUCUACCACUCCUUCCUUCACUCAGAAGAGGUAUAGUCCGUUAUAACACCGUCCCCCAGUUUAUGGUACGAGUGCACAACACAGAAACUGUGGAAAAUUAUCAAAAUAUUGACAAGAUAUAUUUCAUGUCAUUUUUAUUACUGUUGGGUUGAAGGAUUGCUUGCAACCAAGACAGUGCUAUCAGGUGACAUAGAAUAUAUGAGCAUAAGAAUGAAGGAGAACUACAGUAGGCCUACUAGCCCAUGCCAGGCAGGUUCUUCUCAUAUCCAACCAUUCUCACUGAUGCUGUACACUGGCAUGCCCACUCAUCAACACACAACCUUGCCUCUCUACCUGUCUUUCUAAGGUAGCACCUUGUCUCACUUUGCUACACAUACUGUCCUCUGUUUUUAGUUGUCUCUGCAUUAGGAUUGAAAAAGCCAUAAGUGGCAAAAUGUCUUCUUCAAUAAAUGUCUUUGACUGUGCAUGUGUCUUGUCCCCACAUUCUGUUAUAAACAUACCCAGACUUGUACAACUUAUUUUGUCUUGUGAAACUUAUAUCACCACUGCAUGAAAUCUCUUGAUAAGUAACAUUAUACUCAGCCAUUACUACAUUAGCCCAGAAAUUAAGAAGAUAAGAUUACUAGUCUGAGCAACACUUUGGGACCGGGUUAUUGAACAAAAAUAACGUUAUCUUCCUCCAUCCAUUAUCCAUGACAGUCAUUUUUUAUCAACACAAUACUGUACAGCACAUCCGUCUCGCCAGCAGCAUUCACUUAACCAGUUGCUCUUGCUGAGGUCAGACACCGAGCAUCUACACAAUAUUGAGGUUGUGCUUGUUUAAGGUAUCAGAAAAUGAAGACAGCAAUUUACAUACUCGUGAUUACCUGCAUGAAUGAAGUUCUGAUGAACCCUGUAAAACUUUCACAGCAACAUUCAGACUUCAAGCCACUAGAGCAGCCAUUUUUCAGAGCCACAUCUGCAAAGAACAAAUUGGAACACCUACAGAAAAUGCUCAAGAAGGUCAAGGAGACUUGUGUCACUUGCAAUGAGCUAUCAAACACUCUCAAUCAAAACCUAUCAAUCACUCUACAGGAAGAAGGGAACAUGCACAUCAACCGAGCCAAGGAAUCAUCAAUGACAACUGUGCCAAGUUUACAAAGUAGAGUAGAAAAUAUACUAAGGAGGAGCCCUCAUAAGGAACAAAAGCUUCAGAAAAAGCUUCCUGGUAUCCUGAGAAUGGAAAUGGAAAUGGAAGAGAAAUACACCAGCAAGAACUUGACCGAGUGUUCCUUCACUUGUCCCAAUGACAAGUCUUUGUUCCCAUGUGUGUGUGACCCGUGUGAGAAGAGUAUCAACUGCUCAGCAAUAGGCAACCUUACACAGCUUUAUCAGCUCUUCAACAGUAUCUCUUUCCCAGCUACCAAAUUCGACACUUUCCUUCUCUCCUCUCCACCACAACUUUCACAAACCCUAGGAAGUGUUUUCCUGGAUAAUACAUUUGGCUUGGUGUCCUUUAAAGAGAUCCUGGUUGAAAAUACAGACGUAGAACAAGUGAUGAGUCAAGCUUUUAAUGGGAGUGAGAACACGCUGGCAAAAUUAACCUUCAGAUGGAACUACAAUCUUAAGGACUUUCCAUUCGCUCAGCUAGCCAGCUUCCCGUACCUUGAAACUCUGGAAGUCUCGGGAGGCAGCCUGGGCUCAGUUCCCGCGUUCAGUAAGGCCCCAAGCUUGGCAAUGGUUUUCCUGAAUCAAAACAAAAUUACAGAAAUUUCACCAAUGGCAUUUGCAAAUUUACCAGAACUGACAGUUUUGGACUUGGGAUUCAACAAUCUUCAAACAAUUGAAGAAAACUGCUUCUACUUCAGUGCCUGGGCCGUCAUCACAUACCUGGACGACAGCAACAUCAGUUUCAUCCAUGAGAGAGCAUUCAGCUACCACCAACCUGGUUACUUGGAUGUUUCCACUAACAAACUUACUGCGCUUGACCAAAAAGUCUUCCAGCCAAUCUUGGAUUUCAUCAUUGCAAACGAGUACAACAGCUUUGUAGAUGCAGAGGAGAAUCCCUUGUGUUGCAGCAACAUCACCUGGAUUCUCACCAGCCCAGCAUACGACCUUUACACCAGCCUAUCAAUACCUCCCUGCACAUGGUAGUGCUAAAAAAAACUGACCUACGCACG
Cherax quadricarinatus is the source of this 2595-nucleotide messenger RNA. The record is from RefSeq and is a predicted model, not a curated record. NCBI's taxonomy places the organism in Eukaryota, Metazoa, Arthropoda, Malacostraca, Decapoda, Parastacidae.